UUGAAUUUCUGAAAUUUAAUUUUGUAGUAUAUUGAUAGCUAGUGUAACUAAGAUUAUUCCUUGAUUUGAUGAAAAUGACAUUUUUAAUUUCUAAAAGUGAAUUAAAUUUCAAUUAAGGAAUAUCAGUACCACAUACAUAUACGGUUAUGUAGUAAUACGUAUAAAUCAAAUUUUAUUCUAAGUGCAUACAAUAUGAAUUCCACCCAGGGUUUAUAUCAGUGUCGUUUAUGUUUAAAACGUACUUCUACCAAAGUUAGCGUUUUAGCUGGAGAUUUUCCGAAAAUGUUGGAAAUAUUGACUUCCAUAAAGGUAAAAGACAGUGAUGGACUACCAAAAUACUCUUGUUCUAAAUGUGCUCAAGAUGUUAAGUCUGCUUUAAUAACUAAAAGACGUAUUAUUAAAGCACAUAAACUGUUAACAGACAGUUUAAGAAAGAAGAAAGCCGAACUAGUAGAUCUUAAAAUUAAGGAAGCACUUGGAAAUCAUGAAAUUAUUACAAAAUUGGAUAGUUCAGUUGUUUUAAAUAAGCAAAUCUUAUCAGAUCCUAAUACAAGUGGUUUGGUAUUUUCAAAUUCAAGAAAACCCAAUAAUCCACAGAAACCUAUAGAAUUUGUAAAUGUUGACAAUACAGAUACUGAUUUAUUUGAAGUAAUUGAGAAAGUAAAAUCAAAUUGUGAAGGAAUAACAUUAACAAAGGUUAAACAAGAAUUACAAGAAGUGAUUAAUGAGAAAGCUCCAUUAAAGAAUGCAAUUGAUAAAGUUAUAGUUAGUGUAAAUAAAAACUUAAAGUGUGAAAUUUGUAAUAUAAUAUUUAAAGAUAAAGCUAGUUAUACAACACAUUGUGGAAAACAUAAAAAAACUAAAUGUGAAAUUUGUAGUAUUUCUAUAAGAUCUGAUAAUUUUAAAAAACACUUAUUGCUUCAUACAUCAGGACCAACUAGUUGCGAUAUAUGUGGUGCUACUUGUAAAAAUAUAGAGAGUUUACGUGGUCAUAUUUUCUAUCAGCAUAAAAGUUCUGCGAAUGAAUAUGUUUGUGAAGAAUGUGGUAAACAUUUUAGAAUAAAAUAUAAAUUUGAACUUCAUAAAAAGAAAGAACACACUGGAAUAAGAAACUUUAAAUGUCAGACAUGUGGAAAGGCGUUCUUUACUAAUGGCAAUUUAAUGACUCAUGUAAAUAUGACUCAUAAGAAGCUUAGACCUCAUAUAUGUGAAUUUUGCGGGACUGGUUUUUCAUCAUCUUAUGCUUUAAAAACGCACAAGAGGCAACAUACAAACGAAAAACCUUUUAAGUGUGAAUUUUGUACUGAGAGUUUCCGGCAAAAAGUAUCUCUACGCUCACACUUAAAAUCUAAACAUAAUGUAGAAGAACUGAAAGAACACUUUUGUGACCGCUGCGAUAAAGGCUUUGCUACAAGUUAUGCUCUAAGUAUUCAUGCAAGACUUCAUAUGACACAAAAAUGUGAAGUUUGUUCAGAGACCUUUGCAGAAAAAGAAUAUUUAACAAACCACCUAAAAGAUACCCAUAAUAUAAUUGUUGACAAUAAGGAAACAGAGGGAAAUAAAGAUGAAGUUGUGGAAGGAAAUAUAAAAUCUGAAACUAUCGAUAUAAAACCAGAAAAUGUGUAAAUUAGACGGUGAAAAUUAUUGUAAAAUAAUUAAAAUUAUUUUAAUACACUUCUGUUUUAUAUU
Messenger RNA from Anoplophora glabripennis (Asian longhorned beetle), 1689 nucleotides. RefSeq names its product zinc finger protein 626-like. The transcript is spliced from 2 exons. Lineage: Eukaryota; Metazoa; Arthropoda; Insecta; Coleoptera; Cerambycidae. Gene Ontology annotation, biological process: regulation of transcription by RNA polymerase II. Gene Ontology annotation, cellular component: nucleus. Bases 193 to 1626 code for a protein of 477 amino acids. Gene Ontology annotation, molecular function: zinc ion binding; RNA polymerase II cis-regulatory region sequence-specific DNA binding; DNA-binding transcription activator activity, RNA polymerase II-specific. The record is from RefSeq and is a predicted model, not a curated record.